CCUUAUUUGUACGAUUUAUAUUACAAUUAUAUAGGAUAGUUGAAGCUCCCUUCCAUUUUCUCCGUUAGUUUGCAGGAAUUUGUCUCAUAAACAGCUUCAUAUUCAGAUAUAAUAUGGCUUCUACUUCGUCUGUUCCGCAACAAUGGAAAUAUGAUGUCUUUAUUAGUUUUAGAGGCGCAGACACUCGCGAUGGGUUUCUUAGUCAUCUCUUCGACGCUUUAUGCAGAAAUCAAAUUAUUACCUUCAAAGAUGAAAAUCUUGACAGAGGAGUAGAGAUCUCAAAUAAUCUCUUGCAAAUAAUUGAAGAAUCAUAUUUUGCAGUCGUUAUUUUUUCAGAAAAUUAUGCAAAUUCGUCAUGGUGUUUAGAUGAACUAGUGAAGAUAAUCGAAUGCAACAAAUUGAUGGGACAACAGAUAUUACCAGUAUUCUACCAGAUAGAUCCAACUGAUGUGCAAGAGUUGACCGGAAGCUAUGGCGAUGCGUUUAUCAAGCACAGAGAAGAGUUCAAGGAUGAUUUGGAUAAAGUGGAGAAUUGGAGCCGUGCUUUGAAGGAAACCGCAGGAAUGUCAGGAUUGGUUUCACAGAACCUUAAGCCUGAAUCCAAACUAAUUGAAGAAAUUGUUAACCACAUUUUGAAGAAAUUAAAUGAGACAUUUCCUAAUGAUCCUUGUGAUGAUGGUUUGGUUGGAAUUAAACCACGUAUCAAGGAUCUUGAAUCAUUAUUGCACUUAGAAGCUAUGGAUGUGCGCUUCAUAGGAAUUUGGGGGAUGGGCGGUAUAGGUAAAACAACUCUUGCUAGCAAAAUAUUUGAUCAAUUAUCUUCCCAAUUUGAUGGUCGAUGCUUCAUUUAUAAUGUUAGGGAAAAACUGGAAAAGUACACAUCAGAUGGCUUACAGCAUGAAAUCCUUUCCCAAAUAUCGGGGAAACAAAACUCAAAUGUUUGCAUGCCGAUCAUGUUAUCAUCUUCUAUUAAAAAAAUAUUCAUUAGGAAAAAGGUUUUCAUUGUUUUGGAUGAUGUGAGCGAUCUAGGUGCAUUGGGAUUUUUGAUAGGAGACAAUGCAAUUUAUGCUCAAGGGAGUAGAAUUAUUCUGACAAGUAGAGAUAAACAAAUUCUCAAGAAUAGAUGUGUUGAUAUAUAUGAAGUUCAAGAGUUGAAUUAUAUUGAGGCCAUUCAACUCUUUAGAAUCCAUGCCUUUAAACAAAACCAUCCUAUUGAAGCACUUAUGAAAAUGGCAAAUAGGGCAAUAUUGUACACAAAGGGUGUCCCAUUAGCUCUUCAAGUUUUGGGUUCCAGUUUAUACAAUAAGAAUGCAGUAGAAUGGGAAGAUCAAUUGAAAAAACUAGAAGAUAGUCCUGAUAAGACAAUCCAAAAUACUCUGAGGGUAAGUUAUGAUGGAUUGGAUGAGAACGAAAAGGAAAUAUUUCUUGACAUUGCAUGUUUCUUUACGUCAGAGGAUAAAGAUCAUGUUGAAAGUGCAUUGGAAUGUUUGGGUCAUUUUGCAAGAAUUGGAAUAAGUUGUCUUCUUGAUAAAUGUCUCAUUUUUAUUUCUAAGAAUAAGAUAGAAAUGCAUGAUUUGUUACAACAAAUGGGCAAAGAUAUCGUUAUCAACGAAUGCCAUAAAAAUCCUAGAAAGCGUAGCAGGUUGUGGAAUCCUCAAGAAAUCAUCAAUGUAUUGACAAAAGAUUUGGGGACAAUUUCAACUGAAAGCAUUUCCUUAGACAUGUCAAAAAUUCAAGAUAUUGAGCUAAGUUCCGGUGCAUUUGAGAGGAUGAACAAACUUAAAUUCUUAAAAUUAUAUUGCCCUUACUACGAAGAAGACCUUUCCAGUUAUCAACAAAACAAAAUUUUUGAUCCCCACAAAAGAAAUUAUGUCUCUCUCUCAGAAGAGCUCAGCUUUUUACCAAAUGAUUUGAGAUAUCUAUAUUGGUAUAAAUAUCCUUCAAAAUCUUUGCCAAUGAACUUUUUUCCAGAAAAUCUUGUUCACCUUCAUUUGAUGCACAGCCAUAUUCAACAACUUUACAAUAAAAAUCAGUGUCUUUUAAACUUGAGAUUCUUGGACCUCAGCUAUUCUGUGGAUCUACUGAAAAUGCCAGACUUGUCAAAAUUCUUGAAACUUGAAAGUUUACGCUUGAAAGGUUGUGAAAGUUUGGUUGAGAUUUUCUCAUCUAAUCAACCUGAUAGCAAGCUUUCACAUAUUGAUCUUGGACAUUGCAAAAGGCUCGAAAGUAUUCCAAGCUUUCUUCAUUUGAAAAAUCUUAAUUUUCUUUCUCUUGAAGGUUGCUCAAAUAUCAAUGAGUUUCCAAAAGUUCCCAGGAAUAUAGGACAUCUCAUCCUAGAUAGAAUUGCAGUAGUCAAAGUUCCCUCAUCAAUUAGGCGACACAAUUCACUCACUAAAUUGUCUUUGUAUGAAUGUACGAGGAUCAAAUUUCUUCCAAACGGUAUCACUGAGUUGAAGUGUCUUGUAGAUCUUAAUCUUAGUGGAUGCUCAGAACUGGUAAGUCUUCCGGAUAACAUUGGCGAGCUGAAGCGUCUAAAAGAUCUAGAGCUUAGCAAUUGCUCAAAACUUAUGAAUCUACCGGAGGGCAUUGGAAAUUUGAAGUCUCUUAUGUUUCUUGAUAUAAGUUUAUGUCAAAAUCUCAAAGAAUUACCAGAGAACUUGGGGGCUUUAGAAUCUCUUAAGUGGCUUUGUGCAACCAAAAGUGGUAUAAAAAGGAUACCAUCCUCCAUCAAUUGCUUGAGCAAACUUGAUAGAUUAAAAUGCGAUGAAUGUGAAGGAUUGGUGUUGCCUUCUUUCACGGGUUUGUCCUCUCUAAAACACAUUUCUCUAGAGAAUUGUGGUAUGAUAGAAAUUCCGAGCAGUAUGUCCUCUUUAGUUUCAUUAAGGGAAUUGAAUUUAAAUGGAAAUAACCUAGAGAUGUUGCCUACUAGCUUCAAAAAUCUUCCUAAGUUAGAAAAACUCUCUUUAAGUAACUGUAAGAGGCUUAAAUGUUUAUCUGAUCUCCCAUCAGCUCUACAAAGCUUAGUUUUAAGUAACUGCACAAUGCUAAAAGUACUGCCAUCAUCUCUCACAAAAGGAAAUAUGGAUUCGUUAUGGUUCCUUGAUACUCGUAAUUGUGCUAAUUUGGAUCAGAAUGAGUGCAAAAUGACUGUGGAUUAUAUGAUACUGAGACUAGAAAGUUGUUUGCCGCAGCUGAAACUCUAUGCAUUUGGAAAUUCUCUCUAUGAUACUUUUCAGGAAAUGGUUCAACAAAAUGUUAAAAUUUGUACAUUUUUACGCGGGCUGCACAUUGGUGGAGGUGAAAUUCCACCAAAACUGAUGUAUCUAAAUAACAACGGAUCAUCUUUGCUAUUACCAUUAAGAUCGGGGCCGCAUGACUUUAUGGUUCUUGCCUUCUGGGCCUUUGUUGCAGUGAAAGAUACGCCAUCUGAAGAUUGUGAUUCUGACAAUGAAAUAUAUGUGAAAUGUGAAUGUAGAUUCAUGGAUGAUUCUGGACAAAUUCUUUGUUUUGAAACAGUAUACAGGGAGCGUAUUUUCAAAUCACUUUUGCAUGAUGAGGUGUUUGGAUCAGAACACACUUUCUUGUGGUAUUCAACAGUUCAAUUCACCCACUCCAAAUACAGUUUCAGUACGUUCUCUUUUGAAUUUUAUACUAAAAUCUACUGUGAUGGCCGAGAACACUUGAGCUCUACCGCGGUGGUAAGCAAGUGUGGAAUUCAUAUAUUAUUUGAUGACAAUAACAUUGGCCCCCUUACACAUGAAGAUAACAUUGCCCCCCUUAAUGUACCUUCGGCGUGGAGGUUUUACAAAGACGGACAACAUAGAAUCGAAAUCAAAGAGCACGACGAAGACGAAGAUGAAGGACAAAGUAGCAGUGAGGAUGAUGAAGAGGAAGAACAAAAUAGCAAUCAGGAUGAUGAAGAGGAAGGACAUAGUCAUCCAAAAAGGACACUAAUAUCAUCAUUGUUUACGAAUUUUUUAUAUGGACUUUGUUCAAUAUGUUAUCCCAGCCAGACAGUGAGAGAUUCAAUAUAAUUGUAACAUUCAAUUAUGGGACAAUUAGUAUAUGGUUGUGAUUUACAGUUUAUUUGAAUUAUUAAUUUUAUAGCGUAUUUUAAUUGUA
This is a messenger RNA of Mercurialis annua (annual mercury), 4122 nucleotides long. Its product is annotated as disease resistance protein RPV1-like. The coding region runs from base 114 to 4034 and encodes 1306 amino acids. Lineage: Eukaryota; Viridiplantae; Streptophyta; Magnoliopsida; Malpighiales; Euphorbiaceae. Gene Ontology annotation, biological process: signal transduction; defense response. The transcript has 5 exons. Gene Ontology annotation, molecular function: protein binding; ADP binding. The record is from RefSeq and is a predicted model, not a curated record.